AUGACCCCACAGCGGCAGACGAGGAAAGAGGUUGACGAUGGAUACGGCGUUGUCACUCAGAUAUGCCAGAUUGCCAUUACGUUUCGCCGGCGGCCGAGCGAAGUUUGCCGUCACAUUGUUUGCCUCAUUUCUGUUGGGUUUCCUAGUCAGGUUGCGCACUUCUGCAGCCGUCAACGUAAUCCAGAGAAAAGGAGUGAUAAGCAUGUCAGCGGUCAGCAGGUGUUCGGUAAAGUGUUUAGUCGUGCGUCGAAGUGUACCUCGUUUCAGAUAUCGAAGAAUCGGCCUCAGGUAACGGCGGACAACGAGCACGAACCAAAUCCCGACCUUCAAGCACCCGCACUUCGACGGCCAAUGCUAGUAACGUCAUCGCAUCCAGCGAAACAGCAACUAUCCCCAGUUUUGAAAGUGCGUCAUCCGAUAGUGAUUCUUUCACCUGCUACAUACGUCUAG
Soboliphyme baturini is the source of this 450-nucleotide messenger RNA. NCBI's taxonomy places the organism in Eukaryota, Metazoa, Nematoda, Enoplea, Dioctophymatida, Soboliphymatidae. The record is from the annotation of a GenBank genome assembly.